CUGUGUGUUAUUUAAAGUUUUGUUAAAAAUUUGUUGAUGCAGACUGAAAAUUCAGUUUGAAAUACGAUUGGAAUGAAAAAAACAGUUUUAUUCGUUUUGGUUUCAUUGAUAAGCUCAACAAGCUUCUUGAACGGAAUUCCGACUAAAGAGCGCAAUGUCAUCCAAAACACUUUAUUAGAUUUAUUUGGAAAGCAUAAUCGUCCAAGACACAAUUUAUUCUCUGAUGUAGGUAAAAUUGUAACUUCAGCUACUAAAUACAUGUUAAACUUGUACCAGUAUUCUUUAGGCUCAGAGCUUCAAAAUAUAAAUAACCCCACUAUCAAUUUAAAGAAUAUAUCAAAAAAAGUCAACUUUGCAGAUACUGUUGUCAGUCUUCUUAACAAUGGAUAUGUUCCGAGACCAAAUACAACUGACGAGUCAGGUGAAAUGUAUUUCGAUGUAUCUUCUAACUAUGAUAUUGAAAAAAUUAUUGAAACAAACCUUCAGAUUUUUUUAGAUGUCACUUACAAAACUGUGCCUCUAAAUAAGUUUAGAUUAGAAGUUUUCAAGAUAGUUGUUCCUAAGAAAAAGUAUAUACUACUAGACUCUAAAAUAAUAAUGGCUUCAGUUUCUCAAUGGCAUGAAUUUAAUGUAUUAGAAGCUUUGUUGAGUUGGGUUAAAUAUUCAGAAACAAAUAAUGGUAUUCUGAUAGUGUGUAAAAGUCUACAACAAGAAGCCAUUCUUGUUGAAAACUGUGGUGUUGUUGGAUUUAAAGGUAGUAAAGAUUAUCAGCCAUUUCUUGUUUCAUUUUACCAAUCCAGUAAAAAUGAGGAGUUUUUUGUUUUGAAGGCUCCUGACUUUGACUCAACGUCAAGACUUGCUCAACACCAAUACUUUCUAGAUAAUAAGUUCAAAACUUCUACAUCUGCAAGACUUCCAAAACGGUUUACGCGUGGUAUAGAAGAUAAUGAUUUUUUAAAAGCAGCUGCUACUCUGGCUGAAAAAAAUAACUUCGUUCAAAGUAAGUUAAUUUCAAAAAGAUCUAAAAAUAACAAUAUAUCUGACUGUGGGAAACAUCUUUUAUAUGUGUCAUUUAAGGAUAUUGGGUGGUCAGACUGGAUUAUAGCACCCGAUGGUUAUAUAACCAGUUACUGUGAAGGUGAUUGUAGUUUUCCACUGGAGAGUAAUUUAAAUGCAACUAACCAUGCAAUCUUACAAGCACUAGUGCAUACAAUAUUUCCAAAGAAAAUUCCAAAACCUUGUUGUGCUCCAAAUAAACUCAAUGCAAUGUCAAUUUUAUUCUUUGACGAUCGUAAUAAUGUUGUUAUGCAAGAAAUACCAAACAUGAUUGUUCAUCAAUGUGGAUGCCAGUAACUUAAAAAUAUACAAAUGAGGAGUUUAUUUUCAAAACGUGGUAUGAGCAAUUUUGUUUUUAUGUGCCGCUUUAAAUCUUAUUUAGUUUAAA
Messenger RNA from Hydra vulgaris (swiftwater hydra), 1444 nucleotides. Its product is annotated as bone morphogenetic protein 5. The record is from RefSeq and is a predicted model, not a curated record. Gene Ontology annotation, molecular function: growth factor activity; cytokine activity. Gene Ontology annotation, cellular component: extracellular region. Lineage: Eukaryota; Metazoa; Cnidaria; Hydrozoa; Anthoathecata; Hydridae.